This is a messenger RNA of Perca fluviatilis (European perch), 3020 nucleotides long. It is a transcript of the gene dpf2l, whose product is annotated as D4, zinc and double PHD fingers family 2, like. Lineage: Eukaryota; Metazoa; Chordata; Actinopteri; Perciformes; Percidae. The transcript has 11 exons. The record is from RefSeq and is a predicted model, not a curated record. Gene Ontology annotation, cellular component: nBAF complex. Gene Ontology annotation, biological process: nervous system development. The coding region runs from base 81 to 1304 and encodes 407 amino acids.
UUUCACCCUGUGAGGCAGUAACGGUCACCAACGUCUAUGCGCAGGCGCAGUGGUACUUCACACAACCGCAAUAAGCAAACAUGGCGGCGGCCGUCGACAGUGUUGUGAAAGUGCUGGGAGAGCAGUACUAUAGAGAUGCUAUGGAGCAGUGUCAUAGUUACAACGCUCGCUUAUGUGCUGAGCGCAGCAUCCUCAUGCCUUUCUUGGACUCUCAGACUGGUGUAGCCCAGUCUAACUGUUACAUCUGGAUGGAGAAGAGACACCGGAGUGCAGGUGUAGCUCCAGGGCAGCUGUACACUUACCCAGCCCGUCGCUGGAGGAAGAAACGCCGUUCCCACCCCCCUGAGGACCCCCGCUUGGCCUUCCCCCCUCUCAAAGCAGCAGAUUUGGAGCUGGGUCUGAAGCGUGAUGCUUUGGGGACUGUGGAUGGCAGCAGUCUGGAGGCCCUGCUGAAAGGGGAGCCCCUCGACAGGAGGAGCGGAGUGUCGGACCUCCGCGGCCCUGAAGAUGACUCCGUAACUGUGGAGCCUCCUGCCACCUCAGCGGCCACUCACACGUCCUCUGGGCGUGUCCGCAAGCGAGUCCUUGACCACGACGACUACUUGGACGACCUGGAUGAUGACGACUUUGAGGACGAGACCCCCAAGAGACGAGGCAAGAGCAAGUCCAAGGGUCGCAGUGACAAGAAUGGCAAGAAAAAACAGGAGGCUGCAGCUGCAGCGCUGGAGGAGAGGGACAAACCUUAUGCCUGCGACAUCUGUGGGAAGCGCUACAAGAACCGUCCUGGCCUGAGCUACCACUAUACACACUCUCACCUGGCGGAGGAGGAGGGCGAGGACCGCGAGGAGAUCGAGGCACCACCCACUCCUCGCCAGCCUGAGGAGCAGAAGACAACUAAGAAGGGUCCCAAUGGGCUGGCGCUGCCCAACGAUUACUGUGACUUCUGUCUUGGAGACUCCACUUUAAACCAGAAGACUGGCCAAUCAGAAGAGCUAGUGUCCUGCUCAGACUGUGGACGCUCAGGCCAUCCAACAUGCCUGCAGUUCACACCAGUGAUGAUGGCUGCAGUGAAGACCUACCGCUGGCAGUGCAUCGAGUGCAAGUGCUGCAACGUUUGCGGCACCUCAGAGAAUGACGACCAGCUGCUGUUCUGUGAUGACUGUGACCGAGGCUAUCACAUGUACUGUCUAAGUCCCCCCAUGACUGAACCACCAGAGGGGAGCUGGAGCUGCCACCUGUGCCUGGCUCUGCUGAAGGAUAAAGCCUCCAUAUACCAGCAGAACCAGAGCUCCGCCCCCGAGUGACAUCAUAUCAACAAGUCCCGCCCCAUCAGUAACGGGACCCACCCCCGAUGGAAACGUCAGACCUCCUCUCAGUCCGGAGCUCCAGGCUCUGUCCAGAUGUAGCAGGGCCAGAUUGCAGAUCAGCUUUAGAAGUCUUAAUAUCUACAGUGUCAGUGGGGGGGAUCAGUCAACAUGGGGAUCAAUCUAUCACUACUAACCUGCCUGCAAAGCCCCCGAGGCUUGCCAACACCUACAUAUUGUGCUUAUAGUAUAGACACACACACUCUCCCAGACUGUUACACACACUAGAUACUGAGACAGAGAGCGUGCAGUAACCAUAGUAACUGCUCUCUCCAUGGGAGCUCCCAGGAGCAAACGGGUUAGCAUCACAGCUAAUUAUCUGCACCCUUUCACACUCACAGACACAGUGUGGACUGUUGGGACAACACAGUUUUUCUUUCUGCCAAAUUAUCUAUUUUUACUCCCUGAAUGUGGGGAAAAAGGAAAAAAAAAUCACCAUGUAUAUGGUCGAGGAAUAUUAUUAUUAUUAUUAUUAUUAUUAUUAUUAUUAUUACUAUUGUUAUUGUUCUGGUUACUAGUGGACUUUUGUAGUGGCAUUUGUCUGUGUACUUUUGUCUGACCCAUCGGAGCGUUAUUUUUUGAAAAGGUUUCCCUGAGGGGAGCUAGUCAGUGCCAAGGUCCACCAUCAUCAAAUACGCGCAACAAUGACCCAUGGAGCUUAUCAUAAUUAUUUCAACCAUCUUUGUUUCAUUUAAAAUCAGAAGGACGACAAAAAACUGUCUUUGACUCAUUAAGCUGUUAGCACAAAAUCUUUGACCUUGCUACUUUAGGGUUGCACCAAAACCAACUUUUCAUCUCUGAUUCUGUUACCGGUUUGAUCAGUUUUAUCAAACACUAAAAACAGAGCAUAUACUGUAAAGGUAUGUGUCCACUGGCACAGUGGGCAGUAAGGAGAAACUGAUAACUGCCAGUGGGAAGCCCAUCGAGCUUCCAAUGUUGGGAAGUGGGGCGAUGCCUAUGUGGACACGUACCAUAAGUGGGACUCAUGAGACAAAACAUUUAGUAUAAUGCCUUUCUUCGAUAUUAAUUCUCCGUUAGACAGAGCUAACAUUCUCUUAUUCUGAAAAGACAGACUUGAUAAGUCAGAUAAUGCUGUUCUUAUCAGGGGAAACUGACCAAUACAUGGAACUAGUAACUAGUAUUCUCCUCAAAGACGUUUGUGCUAGCUUUUUAGAAACACGGUAUUUUUAAACUGCUGCUGUCAAACCGAUGACACAGAAUCAUUUACAAACUGUAGCUGCUUUUAUCAUUUGUCACACAGAGGCAGAUUUGCAUGCAGAUUGCACCUGUAUAAAUGCAGACACUCACACCACAAGUGUUUUUGAUUUUUUGUUUUGUAUUGUUUUUUUGUUUUUUACAUUUUAUAUUACCUGAUAUUCCAUUGGUACUGGGAGUUUUUCUAGUAGAAUUUUGUAAAGUCUAUGGUAUAGCAAACACUUCAAGUAUAUAGCUCCUAAUGCAUUCUAUGUACUGUAUUGACUUUUUCUAUUUUUGUUAUGACUGUGACAUGUUUGAAUUUAUUUGAUUAUUCUGAUAUGUCAGACCUCCAUUAUGAGUAUUUGUAAAAUUAUGUACUUUGUUGUACUAUUUUUAUUUUUACAUUGCUUUGGUAUCAAAACCGAUUUAGCCUGACAAUAAAAAUAUCUUUGAAUUAUG